Sphaeroforma arctica JP610 is the source of this 1204-nucleotide messenger RNA. RefSeq lists its product as hypothetical. NCBI's taxonomy places the organism in Eukaryota, Ichthyosporea, Ichthyophonida. The transcript has 7 exons. The record is from RefSeq and is a predicted model, not a curated record. The coding region runs from base 131 to 1036 and encodes 301 amino acids.
GAAAAAAUCGACACUUCUUAGGAGUCGUGUUUCAAUUUAUUUAUCAUACUUCGACAGCAUUUAUUUAUGUGCACACUGUUGACAGUGAAGAGUGAAGCAAGCUGUCAGAAAUAAGCAUACGAAUGAAACAAUGAUGACUACCGAGCUAACGGCAGAACAAAUACGUCAAUAUCAUGACGAAGGGUACUUGGUGGUUGAGAACUUCGCGUCCGAUGAAGAAUGCCAAGCAUUAAAAGGACGCAUGGCGGAGCUCAUCUCGGACUGGAACGUAGAGGACACUUCCGUUUUUACAACUAAAGAGCAAGCCAGAACGAGUGAUGAUCACUUCAUGGACUCAGCUAACCGAAUAAGUUUCUUCCUAGAGGAGGACGCCGAAAAGAAUGGAAUGCUGCAAAAAGAUAAAUCACACGCUAUAAACAAGGCUGGGCAUGCCCUUCACAUUCAUGACCCCGUGUUUAAGAACUUCGUGCAGUCUGGUAAAGUGAGUUCGGCAGUGCACAAGAUGGGGUAUAAAUCACCAUCCCUGGUGCAGUCGAUGUACAUCUUCAAACAGCCAAAGAUUGGAGGCGAGGUCACUGAACAUCAAGACUCAUCUUUCCUGACGACCAACCCGCCGAGUUGCUUGGGCUUGUGGGUGGCGCUAGAAGAUGCGACACUAGAGAAUGGGUGUUUAUGGGGUAGACCAAAAAGCCAUAAGGGUGGGGUUUACUCCUACUUCACACGCAAUACCAAUCCGAAUUGGAAAGAAGACGGCGAAACUAGGAUGGUUAUGAAGCCGACCAGCACAGCACCAGACCCCAAAACGGAAGGUGAUUCAUACGUGCCCCUCAUGAUGAAAGCAGGGGACGCUGUUUUCCUGCACGGUGCUUUCAUGCAUAAGAGCUAUGCAAACAAAUCUGGGAAAGCACGACAUAGCUUCCAGUUGCAUUUAGUGGAAGGCCCGUCCGGUGGAGCGCAGUGGAGUGAAGGAAACUGGUUACAAUAUCCACCAGGCCAGUCAUUCGCACAAUUCGAGAACUACCCACAGGACAUUUAAAACAGAGCUGAGAAUGUAUUCGAUUUUCAAACUCACCACCGCAUAUUAGCUGGCGUGUUGCGAUAUAACGAGUCUGCUUCAUUAAUAUGCAGGUGUGGUUUAAAUCGAUAUUUUGAUAGAUUCGAGAGGUUUCGGCACUUUCGAAUAAAUAUAAACAGUGCUUUGGUC